Molecule: messenger RNA, 1238 nt
Organism: Amborella trichopoda
Lineage: Eukaryota; Viridiplantae; Streptophyta; Magnoliopsida; Amborellales; Amborellaceae
Biological process (GO): protein retention in ER lumen
Cellular component (GO): membrane
Molecular function (GO): ER lumen protein retrieval receptor activity
Source: RefSeq, a predicted model, not a curated record
AAAGCAGACGAGAAACAUUGCGCCUCGAUUCACGCAGUGUUCAGGGAGAGAGACUGGAGAGAGAGAGAAAGAUAUGAGUUCGUCCAUGAGACACUUCGUGGUAGGAUGGGUGAAGAGGCAGCCCCCCAAAGUGAAGGCCUUCCUUGCUGUGGUCUCAGGCAUGGCUGCCCUGGUUCUCCUCAGGGCCAUAGUUCAUGAUCAUGAUAACCUCUUUGUAGCUGCAGAGGCCGCACACGCCAUUGGUAUUUGCGUUCUGAUCUAUAAACUCAUGAAGGAGAAGACUUGUGCUGGACUUUCUCUUAAAUCUCAGGAAUUAACAGCUAUGUUUCUAGCAGUUCGAUUGUACUGCAGCUUUGUUAUGGAAUAUGAUAUACACACACUACUUGAUUCAGCUACACUCCUUACAACCUUAUGGGUUAUUUAUAUGAUCCGUUUCAAACUUAAGUCCAGUUACAUGGAUGACAAAGACAACUUUCCUCUGUAUUAUGUGGUGGCUCCUUGUGCUGUACUGGCUCUAGCAAUUCAUCCGUCGACACAACAUAACAUUGUGAACAGAAUUUUGUGGGCCUUUUGCGUGUAUCUUGAAUCUGUUUCUGUGCUUCCCCAAUUGCGUGUGAUGCAAAAUACCAAGAUUGUUGAACCAUUCACGGCUCAUUAUGUGUUUGCACUUGGAGUUGCGAGAUUUUUGAGUUGUGCUCAUUGGGUUCUUCAGGUUUUGGACACUCGUGGCCACCUGUUAGUGGCUUUGGGCUCUGGGUUAUGGCCAUCCAUGGUCCUCCUAGCCGAAAUCGUACAGACCUUCAUCCUUGCUGAUUUCUGCUACUAUUACGUGAAAAGUGUUGUAGGUGGCCAACUUGUGUUGAGGCUUCCUUCUGGGGUAGUGUGAUACCUGAGCUGGUUCUUGUGCCAUGUUUGGGUUAGUUCCCACAAAUUGGUGAUUCAUGGGACAGAUAUAGAGAAGGUGCUUUUCUUUGGUUCUUUUUCCUGCUGUGCCUGAGCUUUUGCUUCAUUGGCAAAUUCCAGCAGUUGAACAAGAAGGGAUUGGAUUGGUUUGUGAAUACAGACUGCAUAAAUGGUAUUUUUAGUUUUUUGGGUCCACUAAUGGUUUUUGAAACUCUUCAAUAUAACUUCUUGUACUGUAACUCAUGGUAAGUUAUAUUAUGGCUAUUCAGGUCUGUGUAAAGGAUUCUGAGGGGUUCAUAAGUGCAUCAAUGGAGCUUUCCUUUUCUAAGUGCUGA